Bactrocera neohumeralis is the source of this 666-nucleotide messenger RNA. RefSeq names its product ATP-dependent DNA helicase PIF1-like. NCBI's taxonomy places the organism in Eukaryota, Metazoa, Arthropoda, Insecta, Diptera, Tephritidae. The transcript has a single exon. The record is from RefSeq and is a predicted model, not a curated record. The annotation marks the transcript as partial.
AUGCGCGUUCAAAUGCUUCAGGAUCCAUCCGCCGAAAAUUUCUCUAAACAACUGUUAGAUAUUGGUGAUGGGAAAGUUGAUGUACAUGAAAAUACUGGAUGCAUCAAAUUACAGACGGACUUCUGCACAAUCAUCGACUCGCAAAAUACUCUCAUCGAUCACAUAUUUCCCGACGUACACACACAAUAUGCAAAUCGUAAGUGGCUGGCAGAAAGAGCGAUUUUGGCAGCUAAAAAUGUGGACGUCAAUGGGUUAAAUUUAAAGAUUCAACAGUUGUUGCCUGGGGACUUGGUGUCAUACAAAUCUAUCGAUGCAGUUUGCGAUACCAACGAGACUGUGAAUUAUCCAAUUGAGUUUUUAAAUUCAUUGGAUUUGCCAGGCAUGCCACCACAUCAUUUACAAUUGAAGGUUGGAUCUCCGAUUAUUCUGCUUCGCAAUUUAAACCCACCACGGCUGUGUAAUGGCACACGGUUAGUCAUUAAAAAAUUAAUGAAAAACGUCAUUGAAGCCAUCAUCUUGAAUGGCAAGUUUCAAGGCGAAAAUGUGUUGCUGCCACGAAUCCCUAUGAUUACUACAGAUGUGCCAAUUGAAUUCAAACGCACUCAAUUCCCCAUUAGAUUAGCAUUCGCUAUGACGAUCAAUAAGUCACAAGGCCAGACAUUGUCU